AUGGCACCAUCGGCUAUUGAAAACCCUGUUUCUGGGGUGUCUCCGAGGCAAAUUCUGGCGAAGCCAUGGAGCCGUCCAGCCCAUACCAAGGAAAACCUCGAUUGGGCUCCGUUGACCAAGAUUGAUCUCUCGCGCUUCGAUCAGCCUGGUGGAAAGCAAGAACUAGCCAAAGAGCUCUAUGAUGCCGUCACUAGAGUUGGUUUCUGGACUGUCGUCAAUUCAGGAAUUGACGAUGAACGAGUCCUUCGCCAAUUCAGCGUUGGAAACACUUUCUUCAAGGAACCGCUGGAGGAAAAGCGCAGAUUUCCCUGCAACUUUGCCGAAGGAGAAUACUUCGGAUAUCGAGAGAAUAGCCGCUGGGUGGGUGACACUGGUGUCAAAGAGAAUAUCGAAAUGCUUAAUAUCCCGAAAGCCAUCCCGGCAUAUGCCGAUGUUGGCAAACAUAAGAUAGUUGAGGAGCUAGCCCAGUGUGGCCCAGCUGGUCCAUACUGGUCCAUGCUGGGCCAGGGUGCAGGUUCAGCCUUGUCUCAUCAGCCUGCCGGCUGCUUGUCGGCAUACCUGCCCCUGGUGCCUCCUGCUGCCGUCACAACUUCCGUGUGCGACCUGUUGGCCAGGUCGAUUCGUAACACGCUUACGGUUUUUCUGGUUUUAUGGGCAAUCUCCCUAUAA
This is a messenger RNA of Exophiala oligosperma, 669 nucleotides long. RefSeq lists its product as uncharacterized. Bases 1 to 669 code for a protein of 222 amino acids. The record is from RefSeq and is a predicted model, not a curated record. NCBI's taxonomy places the organism in Eukaryota, Fungi, Ascomycota, Eurotiomycetes, Chaetothyriales, Herpotrichiellaceae. The transcript is spliced from 2 exons.